This is a messenger RNA of Procambarus clarkii (red swamp crayfish), 3663 nucleotides long. The record is from RefSeq and is a predicted model, not a curated record. NCBI's taxonomy places the organism in Eukaryota, Metazoa, Arthropoda, Malacostraca, Decapoda, Cambaridae.
AUGAGGCCUACGGUGGCUGUAGGGGCACGGUCAGCCCACACCCUGGAGUGCCACGGUCAGCCCACACCCUGGAGUGCCACGGUCAGCCCACACUCUGGAGUGCCACGGUCAGCCCCACACCCUGGAGUGCCACGGUCAGCCCACACCCUGGAGUGCCACGGUCAGCCCACACCCUGGAGUGCCACGGUCAGCCCACCCUCUGGAGUGCCACGGUCAGCCCCACACCCUGGAGUGCCACGGUCAGCCCACACCCUGGAGUGCCACGGUCAGCCCCACACCCUGGAGUGCCACGGUCAGCCCACACUCUGGAGUGCCACGGUCAGCCCCACACCCUGGAGUGCCACGGUCAGCCCACACCCUGGAGUGCCACGGUCAGCCCCACACCCUGGAGUGCCACGGUCAGCCCACACCCUGGAGUGCCGCGGUCAGCCCCACACUCUGGAGUGCCAGGGUCAGCCCACACCCUGGAGUGCCGCGGUCAGCCCCACACUCUGGAGUGCCAGGGUCAGCCCACACCCUGGAGUGCCGCGGUCAGCCCCACACUCUGGAGUGCCAGGGUCAGCCCACACUCUGGAGUGCCAGGGUCAGCCCACACCCUGGAGUGCCAGGGUCAGCCCACACUCUGGAGUGCCAGGGUCAGCCCCACACUCUGGAGUGCCACGGUCAGCCCCACACCCUGGAGUGCCACGGUCAGCCCACACCCUGGAGUGCCAGGGUCAGCCCCACACCCUGGAGUGCCACGGUCAGCCCCACACCCUGGAGUGCCACGGUCAGCCCCACACCCUGGAGUGCCACGGUCAGCCCCACACCCUGGAGUGCCACGGUCAGCCCACACCCUGGAGUGCCACGGUCAGCCCCACACCCUGGAGUGCCACGGUCAGCCCACACUCUGGAGUGCCACGGUCAGCCCCACACCCUGGAGUGCCACGGUCAGCCCACACCCUGGAGUGCCACGGUCAGCCCACACCCUGGAGUGCCAAGGUCAGCCCACACCCUGGAGUGCCACGGUCAGCCCACACCCUGGAGUGCCACGGUCAGCCCACACCGUGGAGUGCCACGGUCAGCCCACACCGUGGAGUGCCACGGUCAGCCCACACUCUGGAGUGCCACGGUCAGCCCCACACCCUGGAGUGCCACGGUCAGCCCACACCCUGGAGUGCCACGGUCAGCCCCACACCCUGGAGUGCCACGGUCAGCCCACACCCUGGAGUGCCGCGGUCAGCCCCACACUCUGGAGUGCCAGGGUCAGCCCACACCCUGGAGUGCCGCGGUCAGCCCCACACUCUGGAGUGCCAGGGUCAGCCCACACCCUGGAGUGCCGCGGUCAGCCCCACACUCUGGAGUGCCAGGGUCAGCCCACACUCUGGAGUGCCAGGGUCAGCCCACACCCUGGAGUGCCAGGGUCAGCCCACACUCUGGAGUGCCAGGGUCAGCCCCACACUCUGGAGUGCCACGGUCAGCCCCACACCCUGGAGUGCCACGGUCAGCCCACACCCUGGAGUGCCAGGGUCAGCCCCACACCCUGGAGUGCCACGGUCAGCCCCACACCCUGGAGUGCCACGGUCAGCCCCACACCCUGGAGUGCCACGGUCAGCCCCACACCCUGGAGUGCCACGGUCAGCCCACACCCUGGAGUGCCACGGUCAGCCCCACACCCUGGAGUGCCACGGUCAGCCCACACUCUGGAGUGCCACGGUCAGCCCCACACCCUGGAGUGCCACGGGCAGCCCACACCCUGGAGUGCCACGGUCAGCCCACACCCUGGAGUGCCAAGGUCAGCCCACACCCUGGAGUGCCACGGUCAGCCCACACCCUGGAGUGCCACGGUCAGCCCACACCGUGGAGUGCCACGGUCAGCCCACACCGUGGAGUGCCACGGUCAGCCCACACCGUGGAGUGCCACGGUCAGCCCACACCGUGGAGUGCCACGGUCAGCCCACACCGUGGAGUGCCACGGUCAGCCCACACCGUGGAGUGCCACGGUCAGCCCACACCCUGGAGUGCCAAGGUCAGCCCACACUCUGGAGUGCCAAGGUCAGCCCACACCCUGGAGUGCCACGGUCAGCCCACACUCUGGAGUGCCACGGUCAGCCCACACCCUGGAGUGCCACGGUCAGCCCACACCCUGGAGUGCCACGGUCAGCCCCACACCCUGGAGUGCCACGGUCAGCCCACACCGUGGAGUGCCACGGUCAGCCCACACCGUGGAGUGCCACGGUCAGCCCCACACCGUGGAGUGCCACGGUCAGCCCACACCGUGGAGUGCCACGGUCAGCCCCACACCCUGGAGUGCCACGGUCAGCCCCACACCCUGGAGUGCCAAGGUCAGCCCACACCCUGGAGUGCCAAGGUCAGCCCACACCCUGGAGUGCCACGGUCAGCCCCCACACCCUGGAGUGCCACGGUCAGCCCCACACCCUGGAGUGCCACGGUCAGACCCCACACCCUGGAGUGCCACGGUCAGCCCCACACCCUGGAGUGCCACGGUCAGCCCACACCCUGGAGUGCCACGGUCAGCCCACACCCUGGAGUGCCACGGUCAGCCCACACCCUGGAGUGCCACGAUCAGCCCACACCCUGGAGUGCCAAGGUCAGCCCACACCCUGGAGUGCCAAGGUCAGCCCACACCCUGGAGUGCCAAGGUCAGCCCACACCCUGGAGUGCCAAGGUCAGCCCACACCCUGGAGUGCCAAGUACUGCAGCUCUAGCAGCACCACCACAACCCCCACCAACACUAGCAACUCUCACAUCUACAACACUGGCCGCCCCACCAACACUAGCAACUCUCACAUCUACAACACUGGCCGCCCCACCAACACUAGCAACUCUCACAUCUACAACACUGGCCGCCCCACCAACACUAGCAACUCUAACAUCUACAACACUGGCCGCACCACCAACACUACCAACUCUAACAUCUACAACACUGGCCGCCCCACCAACACUAGCAACUCUAACAUCUACAACACUGGCCGCACCACCAACACUACCAACUCUAACAUCUACAACACUGGCCGCCCCACCAACUCUAACAUCUACAACACUGGCCGCCCCACCAACACUAGCAACUCUCACAUCUACAACACUGGCCGCCCCACCAACACUAGCAACUCUCACAUCUACAACACUGGCACCACCACCAACACUAGCAACUCUCACAUCUACAACACUGGCCGCACCACCAACACUACCAACUCUCACAUCUACAACACUGGCACCACCACCAACACUAGCAACUCUCACAUCUACAACACUGGCCGCACCACCAACACUACCAACUCUCACAUCUACAACACUGGCACCACCACCAACACUACCAACUCUCACAUCUACAACACUGGCACCACCACCAACACUAGCAACUCUCACAUCUACAACACUGGCCGCACCACCAACACUACCAACUCUCACAUCUACAACACUGGCCGCACCACCAACACUACCAACUCUCACAUCUACAACACUGGCCGCACCACCAACACUAGCAACUCUCACAUCUACAACACUGGCCGCACCACCAACACUAGCAACUCUCACAUCUACAACACUGGCCGCACCACCAACACUAGCAACUCUCACAUCUACAACACUGGCCGCACCACCAACACUAGCAGCAACACAAUCAGCAACAACAUUAAUGCUAAUUGCAGACAAGCGUCUUGA